ACAUAUAUGUAAAAAGUCUCAUUUGCCUAUACAUUAUGAAAGAGUCUCUUUAAUGUUAUAAUUUAGGCCUGCAACAAAAACGUGCCCAUUCGUUUAUCACCAAUUGAGAGAAUUCUUAUGCCUGCUCGUUCUGUCAUAUUGAACGCUCGGUAGAUCACCACCGACUCACAUACUAUCCAUUGUGCUCAGUAAAACAGUUAUUUUACUAGUAAAAUUAAAGCCAUUUUCCAAAAGAUAUCCUAAUUUUUUUUGUUCAGUUUAAUACUCAUGGAGAAACACGAGGUUGUUCCCGAUGUCAUUGACGUCGUACCCGAGCAGGUCAUCGAGAUUGCCUGGUCUGAUGACGUCAUGACAAACAUGGGCAACGAGCUGACUCCUACACAGGUAGAUAGUAAUCGGUCAUCAUGGCUUUUAAACACUCACUGCCUAUUCUCCAGUUAGUGAUCAGUUUAAUCCAAACAUUGCAUGGGGUUGCGACAUUGGUUCCCUCCAGGAGCUUACAUCUGGAUACUUCUCUUCAGGGAUGUGAUGAGGACUUGGAACUAAAGAAAGCUUUCUGUGCCGACCAAGGGUUCAAUUCUGUGCCCCAACAUCUUCCACGGGACAUUGAUGGUUUGAACCUUGAUGGUAACAACAUCACAUCUCUCCUGAACUCCUCAUUUAGAAGAUAUCCUCUUGUCACCGAUCUUGACCUGGCCUACAACAAAAUAAGGGUGAUAGAACCCACAGCUUUACAUCCUCUCAAACAUUUAACCCACUUGCGCAUGGCAUUCAAUUCGCACAUUUUACUUUCAGGAUCAGGCCUCUUCAAACGGGCAAAAAAUCUGUCGCACUUAGAUUUGUUGGGAUCACACUUGAGAUCGAUCCCUAAUGACAUUCUAAAAUGGAGUCGAAAUUUGAAUACUGUGGACCUUAGUCACAAUUUUCUCACCGUCAUAAACAUAAGCUCAUGUGGCACAGCAAGGCAUGUCGACUUGUCUUAUAACAAGAUAGAAAGCAUCACAGAAGAUGCUUUUAACUUCGUGUGCAACUCUGAAACUCUGGAUCUAACUGAUAACCCCAUCAGAUCAGUAGAUCAAAACGUAAUUGCAUCGCUCCAUGUCAGAUCAUUGAAACUAGGUCGGAACGCUUUGACAAUCGAGGAACUGAGAGAUAUAUUCAUCGGUAUCUCCCGUUCAGUGAUAGAGAAUUUUACACUCAACAAUGGCGCUGAUUUGAGCGUCGUUCCUGAAGAUCUAUUUGAUCCACUCCGCGACUGUUCUCUUAGAAUACUCGAUCUCAACAUGAAUAAACUACAAGCCCCUUAUCCUUUCGUCUUCUCGAAUCUCACAAGGCUGCGGCAAUUUCAUCUUCAGGAGAACGGUAUAAUUAUAAUCGAGCCAAAUUUCUUUGAGGGCAUGCACAAUCUAAGAAUAUUAGACUUAAACGAUAAUCAUAUUAAAGAGAUAAACAAGUACAAUAUUCCAUGGACAAUAGACUUAACUGAGUUACACUUAUCCGGAAAUUCUUUGACUACAAUUGAAGAAUCUACAUUUCGGGGUUUGCAUAAUCUAACGCUUUUAGAUUUGCGGUCAAACAAAUUGCUCAUGAUGUUGGACGCGACAUCUUUUUUCGAACUUAAAAACAUUCAAAACAUUGAUUUGUCACAUUGCAGUAUCAUGUUAUCAUUGCAGUUGGUGGUUCCAAGCGUAACAUCACUUUUCCUUAAUAAUAUGGAAAAACUCACGUGGGUACUAGAACCAACGAAGUCCUUCAAAAAUGUCCGUCUCCUGGAACAUUUAGAGAUGAUAAACUCGGGGCUUUUGAUUAGUAACCUGUGGGACCCAUACGUGAAUGUCUCUCUUUUCGACGGAUUGUUCAAUCUUACAGCUUUGGAUCUGAGCAAAAAUCCUAUAGACAGCGUUUCAUGGAAUACAUUGGAUCUGCCUCCCGGGGUCCUGCAACAGCUUUCCGCUUUACAAAAUCUUUCUCUAGAAGACUGCAACCUUUCCAUACUUCAUCCACAAGCCUUCACGGGGUUGAAAUCACUUCGGGUUCUAAUACUAAAAAAUAACCAACUUGAGCACCUUCCUGUCGAUUUGUUUAAGCCAUUGGAUCAAGUAACAAUCAUUGAUCUCGUUGAUAACUUAUUGGCGGACCUUGAUGGAGCGAUCGUUUUGGAUAAUCGAAAGUUAAAAACUCUUCUGCUAUCAAACAACAAAUUAACACGUCUCGAGCAAAAUACUUUUAAGCCGCUCUAUUCUUCUCUGUUAUUCAUCGAUCUUUCAAUGAACCCUAUCAAUUGCAACUGUGAUCUAAGCUGGUUUCUUGAUUGGCUAAGCGGACCACUAAGCCUCAUUGACGACGACGACAAUACCAUCUGUUCAUCGGUUUCUUUAAAGCCUCUUCGCGAGCAUCUAAUUGAUUUUGAUCCUAGAGAGUUCUGUAGCAUCAACAUCGCCCUCGUCUGUUUGCCUAUCAUCGCCACCAUUUGUCUGAUUUUCAUCGUCGCACUCGUAUACCACAACCGAUGGCAGCUGAGGUAUAGACUGUUUCUCCUCAAACUGGCAGCUCUUGGCUACGAGGAGAUGCGAGACGCUAGGGAUCACAAUGAUUAUGAGUUUGACUUGAAUGUCAUAUUUUACGAUGAUGACGAAAAUUGGAUUCGCGAACAUCUCCGACCAGCUCUCGCAGAACGGCUUCCACAGUUUCAGAGGAAUGUCUUUGGAGAUGAGGAGCUAGUACUGGGAAUGCAUUACUUAGAGUCUGUUGACUACGUGGUGAGUCAUAGUUACAAAACCAUCGUAGUGCUCAGCAGAGCUGCUGUGCACGACCACUGGUUUAUACUCAAGUUCCGAACGGCCAUGGACCACGUGAGUGACACUCUGACUGAAUUCGUUGUCGUGGUUUUCCUCGAAGACAUCCCAGAUGAUGAAAUGCCAUUCUUGGCAAGGUUGUACCUCAGUGAUGGCAGACCCUAUAUUCAUUGGACUGAGGACGUGAGAGGACAUGAGUAUUUCUUCGAUAAAUUGACAAAAAAUCUUACCAUUAAUCUCCGGACCAAUGACUGGAUCCCCAACGAGUAAAUAGAAUGGGACACACUUGUUUAAUAAUUUAUGAUAAUAUAAGCCUGAAUGGAUAAAUAUGUUUUUUUUAUAAAUCAUAUAUAACCCAACAUCUUUGACGAAAUGAUCCCCUAAUAAGCAAUUGUAGAUUGAGCACAUGUCGGGGAACCGCGUAAUCGCAUAUCUGUCCAUAGAUGUAGCAGAGAAAAUAAUUGUUGUUGGCCGACCGCCUUCCUGUGGAAAUUGUUACACUCAGGCGCCUGCAUGAGUUUUUUUUCUUUUCUAUUUUUACAUGUUCAAUGAGAGGGAAAGGGAAAGAAAAGAAAAAGGAAAAAAGGAA
Strongylocentrotus purpuratus (purple sea urchin) is the source of this 3384-nucleotide messenger RNA. Its product is annotated as toll-like receptor 3. The record is from RefSeq and is a predicted model, not a curated record. Gene Ontology annotation, biological process: immune response; toll-like receptor signaling pathway. Gene Ontology annotation, molecular function: transmembrane signaling receptor activity; protein binding. Lineage: Eukaryota; Metazoa; Echinodermata; Echinoidea; Camarodonta; Strongylocentrotidae. Gene Ontology annotation, cellular component: membrane.